Messenger RNA from Cetraspora pellucida, 244 nucleotides. NCBI's taxonomy places the organism in Eukaryota, Fungi, Glomeromycota, Glomeromycetes, Diversisporales, Gigasporaceae. The record is from the annotation of a GenBank genome assembly.
AUGGAAAGACAAGAAGCCUUAGAGGUCAUGGUUACUCAACUAAUUAAUGAUAUUAAGACAUUACAAUCUUCAUAUCAAAAGUUAAAAAUUAAGGAAAAUGAUUGUGAAUGUGAUAAUGUAUGUUGGUGCUUGGAAAACUUGGAUACAAUGAUGGAAAAGGAAGAAAAAACCUACCUUCAAAUGGUUGCUAAAAAGUAUGACAAUACUGAAAGAAAUCAAGAUGAUAACUCAAACGUGUCUGAUA